Zootermopsis nevadensis is the source of this 603-nucleotide messenger RNA. Lineage: Eukaryota; Metazoa; Arthropoda; Insecta; Blattodea; Termopsidae. The record is from RefSeq and is a predicted model, not a curated record.
AUGGCAGCAAAGGGGUCGACAUUCUCAGUCUCCCCAGACCCUAUCUUUUUUAUCUUGUGUCGCACUGACUCGGCCGAGACUAUCCCACCCUCUCCAAUAUUGAUGACGAAGCCGUCUCUGCGUGCUCUGUUCUUUGUUGCAGGCAACAUCCGGACCUUGGCUGCCCUGGACUUGGAGUCUAAGAGCCACUACUGGCUGACGGUGUUUGCACAGGACCAUGGCGUAGUCCCCCUUCACGCUAGACUUGAGGUUUUCAUCGCUGUGGAGAAUGAGAAUGACAACAUCCCCCUCACGGUCGAUCCUGUUUACUAUCCGACAGUUCCGGAGAAUUCUCCUGCCGGAAAGGUAGUUGUGGAACUGAAGGCAGAGGACCAUGAUAUGGACCCUACUCAGAGCCUGACAUUUCGCAUCACUGCUGGAAAUCCUGGCGGCUUCUUCUCAAUCAAUCCCGAUACAGGUAAGAAGACAACGGAAAUGCGUAUUCUGCCUCUGAUGGGCCUGUUCAAGGGAAUAAAAGUAUUUGGAACUGUCUUUCUCCUACUCUCUGAUGUGGUACAGUUACGAGUGGCUAAUCCUGCUGUCAUCAUUGAACCCCAGCUGUAA